GGAUAUGGCCACCCAGCUGCUCCAUCUAUCCCAUCCGCAGACCACGUGACCCACUUCUCCCGCGUCCUUCACUGGUUCAUUCAGCAUGAUGGCUGCGGAUGCUGCGGAUGCUCUCCGCCGCAUCCUGCAUCCGCGCCGUCUCUCCAUCUUCUUCCUCGCCGUCACCCUCUCCUCUCCGCCGGCCCCGACGCAAGCGCUGCUCGGCGUCCGGCCGGAGGACACCCAGGUCGGAGAGCUGUCCGUGCAGGACGGGAUGCUGAGGGCGACCGAGGGCACCCGCUUCAUGCUGAGGGUUUACUACUCUGCAGCAUCCGCGGAGCAUCCCAACAGCCUGAACAUCACCGGCAGACCCGACGGCGCGCCCGCAGCUCCGUGGAUCGCGUUUAUCGAGGAGCCAGGCGGGGACAGCAGCGCGGACGCGGAGAGGAAGCUGCGCACCAGAGGUAACCCGUGUGAGGAGGAGAAUGCCCGGAGCUCUGAUAUCGAGCUGCUGGGUUCCUUCAGAUCCACAUUAAGUCACAACUCAGUUUUGGUGGAGCUGCUCGCUAAAGACCUGCGCAGAGGCGAUGUGAUCAAAUACUACUCCAUGUGCGCCUUCGAUGGAGUGAAAUGGGAACAUUUCAGCACCAAGGACUACUGGUUGGCGGUGGUGGAGAGACCUCCAGAUGCAGAUGUUUGGCUCCAGGCGGGUGUCUCGGUGCUCCUGCUGGCGCUGUCAGCACUCUGCAGCGGUCUGAACAUCAGCAUGCUGGCUCUGGACCCCGUGGAGCUGCGGGUCCUGCAGAACAGUGGCACAGAGAAGGAGCAGAAAUACGCGCGGAAAAUAGAGUCAGUGCGUAAACAUGGUAACUACAUCCUUUGCACUGUGGUGCUGGGCAACGUGCUCACAAACACGUGCUUUGUGGUGUGGAUGUGCCAGAUUUUAGGAAUGACUGCUCUCUCAACUACCUUCUGCACUUUGGGGAUCUUCUUCAUUGGUGAGAUUUUACCUCACUCCUUAGCGUCCAGGCACAGCCUCGCCAUCGCCUCCAAGACCCUCUGCGCGACUCGUCUGCUGAUGCUGCUGUUCUUCCCCAUCGCCUACCCGGUCUCCAAGAUCCUGGACAUCAUGCUGCACCAAGAGAUCAGCAGCUUCUACACCAGGGAGAAGCUGGUGGCCAUGCUGCGCGUCACGGACCCGUACCACGACCUGGUCAAGGAAGAGCUCAACAUCAUCCAGGGAGCGCUGGAGUUGAGGACCAAAACGGUGGAGGACGUGCUGACGCCGCUGUCCGACUGCUACAUGCUGUCUUCGGACGCCGUGCUGGACUUCUGCACCAUGUCUGACGUGAUGCAGAGCGGCUUCACGCGGAUCCCGGUCUACGAGAACGACAGGUCCAACAUUGUGGACAUCCUGUUUGUGAAAGACUUGGCCUUCGUGGACCCCGACGACUGCACCCCUCUGAAAACCAUCAACCAGUUCUACAAGCACCCCAUGCACUGCGUGUUCAACGACACCAAGCUGGAUGUGAUGCUGGAGGAAUUCAAAAGAGGUAAAUCCCACCUGGCCGUGGUGCAGAGGGUGAACAGCGAGGGCGAGGGAGACCCCUUCUACGAGAUGAUCGGCAUCGUCACGCUAGAGGACGUCAUCGAGGAAAUCAUCAAGUCUGAGAUCGUGGACGAGACGGACCUGUUCACUGAUAAUCGGAACAAAAGACGAGUGUCCACCCAGGAGAGGAAACCACAGGAUUUCUCCAUCUUCAAACUGGCAGAAAAUGAGCUGAAGGUGAAGGUCUCGCCGCAGCUGCUGCUCGCAACCCACCGCUUCUUGGCCACAGAGGUGGAGCCCUUUAGGCCGUGUCACCUGUCAGAGAAGAUCUUGCUGCGUCUCAUUAAACAUCCCAGCGUUGUGCAGGAGCUCAAGUUCGACCCCAAGAACAAGCACGCUCCUCAACACUACCUCUUCCAGAGAAACAAACCCGUCGACUACUUUGUCCUCAUCCUGCAGGGGCGGGUGGAGGUGGAGAUCGGAAAGGAGGCUCUCCGCUUUGAAAAUGGAGCUUUUUCAUAUUACGGCAUGCCAGCACUCAUCCCACCACUGCCUAUCGGUCACAGGUACAGUUCCCGCUGCAGUGGUCUGAACCAAUCAGAUUCAUUACUGAGUGGAAGCAGCGUGGGUCAGCUCACUACAGGAGGACUCUAUUUACCAGACUACUCCGUUCGACAGCUCACGGACCUGCAGAUCAUCAAGAUCACCAGGAACCACUACCAGAACGCCCUGAUGGCCUCCAGGAUGGACAGCUCCCCUCAGACACCGGACCCGUUGGAUCCUGAUGCCAAAGGGAGGCCGCCGGGCCCAGAGGCUCGCUCGCACAGCAUCGCCCUCCCCCUCACACACACGCACACUCGGAUGGGGCUGGCUCGCCUUGCACAUCUCCAUCCCCACGGCACCCUGUGCAACACGUCCCAGCUCAAUGAAAGAAACCGUAUCGUGCGCAGUAAAUCUGAUGGGCAGAGGAGUCCCAACGAUACCGUGUUCCUCCGCAUGGAUGAGAUUCCCUACAUUCACGAGGACAGACCAGAAAGUUAUGGAGAGGAUGAUGUGCCUACGGAGUCUCAGCCGUCCACCUCUCCUCUCAUCAGCUCUCUGUCUCUGUCCAGCUCCGAGGAGACGAUCGGAAAGAAACUCUUGCGUAAACUGAGUAACAAAAGGAGGAAAAAGUCUCGGGAAGGAGAUUAUAGUUUGGAGGAGGGCUUGGAGAAACCACCGUUGACGAGCUAGCACAGCGGCACAGAGGAAGAGGGACAAAGCCCACAUCUUCCUCCUCGUCAUCCACCUCAGUAAAUAACCGCUCCUCCGUAGACUCACUCCUCGACUCUCAGGAGACUGAGCCAUCCUUAUCCUCUCUGCUGUAGACACCGAUAAUUCUCAGGUCCCCACAGACACACACCCUGUCCCACCUCUGCCUGACGUCUCACCCUUGAUGAUUACUUGGACUUAUUGGAUUUAUCCAGCCUUACUCUGGACUGCACAGAUCCUAGCAGGUUUUACUCAAAUGUUUUGUAGUUAAUGGGGCAAACAGUGUCCACGUUAGCUUUUCAAUGGUUGUUCUAUUCAUAACGUUCACAUUCAAUCAUCUCCAUUCAAGACGUAUGUGUUACGGAAACUGAUUCAUAGCUUGCAAUUUAAUUUAAGGAGAUCAAGCUCAUCAUGGUCUUUAGAGCUUUUACUUGAACAAUGAAUACACAAGUAUUAAUAAUGUGUCACUAUGGGGAAGUUCCCAAAUACUGAAAAUGUUGUUUGCACAGGGAACUGUCCUAACGCUGCCACGAGGCUGCCACUGCCACCACAGCCCGACACACGCAUCAGCCUCCCGACAAGAGCACAAUUUUUUACACCCAGUUAAAAGAACACAGUUAUUCUUAAAAAGCCAUACAUGAAUUACAGCUUGAAAGACUUCCUUGUGCACUGACCAAGUGUUGAGAGGAAUGCACAAUCCUGAAACAGAAAAAAAACACAACUUCUUAAUUGAUUUCUUAUACAAGUGCCAGAAUUACUAAAAGUAAUAUUUCAGAUAGCAAUAUAUAUAUAUAUAUAUCUAUAUAUAAAUAAUAUAAGUCAAUGUAGAGACUGUAAAAUGCUUGAAUUCAUCACCGCAAUACCACAUACUCAAGUUUUCAGGACCCAACUGCAGACACUCUUGCACACAGAUGAGACGCCUGGAAGACGACAAGGGCUGGAAUAGACUGAAAUAACUCAGAGCAGGGAGCUGGUCCAACAGAAAACUCACAGGAGCACAAGAGGAGCACAAGGGAACACCGGGGAAAACGGAGCAGACAAACUGACAAAGAGGACUCGGAGCGCUGAGGCUCAAACACACAGGGGAGGAAGGGAUAAUUGGGCACAGGUGGGGCUGAAAAUCUGAAGAGAGAGAAAAUAGACAAAGACAGGAAGUUAAACAUCCAAUUAUCACACAAGAUAAAAGAUAUCAAAAUAAAACAGGAAAUAAGAAGGGUCAGUCUGAAAGUCCAAAGAAUCACUUUAGAAGCCCUUGUAGGGACAGAUCAUGACUUACAUGAAUCUCUCUUAACUUCAAUAUGUGUUUUUUUAUUUACCUGCUGUUUUCUGUCUGUCGUCCCUUUAAAGCUCACCUUUCUCUCUGCAGAUGUAGUUUUAUAGACACAGCCUCAGUGUUCACGUCUCCGCCUUUUUCUUCAUCUUACCACAAUUCAAAGAAAUCAUUAGCCUCUCUUUUAAUGGCACAUCAUCACACCGAUAGAGAAUUUCAUUUCUUACCAUUAGCUACUGCGUUAGCCACUUUUCUGUGUACAGUUCGUCUCUCACAGGGUCUUUAAGCUGUGUACUCUAUUUAAAAUAAGCUAUGGGGUUUGGGUGCAAAACGAUGAAGAAGAGUAGUUGCUAUACUUGCAUGUUUGUUAAUGCUGCUUCUUACCUUAGAAUAUUCGCCCUGUAGAAACCCGUCUUUCUCCAUGUGCAUGCUUACAUAAGAGGAUGCAUGAAUAGGAUGAUACCGAUCUGCAUUGAUGUCUCCCCACAGAGGUGCAGUGUGUGACAUAGUGAAAUCUUACACAACCGUAGAUACUAAAAUAAACUCCACAGAGACUGGAGGCUCAACUUUUAGAGUUGAGAAAAAGCGGAGCUGCAAUUAAAAGUGUUUUUUAUAAUAAUAAUAAUGUUUUAACUGAUACUACUAACCAUCGACUGUAUAUAAAGAUAGAUAACAGGUUUCCACUUGCGAUCCAGAAAUGAAGCCAAGUUGUCUCAGAUACGAAUGCUGCCAUCUUGUGCCAAAGAUGCCAUCUGGAGCCAGAGUCUGAUGGCGCCAUGGUAGCGAGGUCCCACCAAUACAUUUACUCGAGUCCUAAAAUAUUACCUUGUUUUUAUGAUAUCGAAUAAGUAAUGAAAACCCAACAUACCGGUAAAAUGAGCACAUACACUAGUGUGAUAAGAACUGCCGUAGAUGACAGAAAGCAUCUUUGAGAAAAAUGUAUUUGACGUGUACUUUGACUUCUUCGUUAGGUCCAUGUCCCAUCCAGUAACACGGAGGAGGCAGGGAGUUUUGACCUAUACUGCAGACUCUGUGGACUCUCUGGCUUCACUUUUGGGGAGCCGCCAUCACUUCUAUCUCUAUAUACAGUCUAUGCUAUGGGGCUUUAGGGGGAAGUGAGGUCAAAAGUACUGUCCAAACUGAGGAGGGCGGGGGAGGCCAUGAACGCUGCUCACUGAGGGAAACUUUAAAGCCAUUCUUAUAGAAAAGAAAUAGUGCAAUAAUAACCUGAUUGGUUAGAUCUUUCAUAAUAAAGAAAUAACUUGAUUGUUUCUAACUGGGGAAUCUACCGGCACAGGUUGGACUGUGCUUAUCUGCAUUGUGAAAUCCUGGCAGGUGCUCUGCUCCAGAGAACUGACAGAAGUACGUUUGAAAGAGGAAAGCAAUAUGACGCACGCUGACGUCAAGCCACCACCUCCUUUCAAACACACACGCACACGGGUGGUGUUUGGGGACAUUCAGCGAUAUAAUUCAUUCUGCCUGUGGAAGUACAAAGGAGACUGCACUGCUAAGCUAUUCACAUUGAUCUGUCUGUAUACACUGAACACACAGGCUGAGGUCUUCUGAUGUGACCACUGACUCAGAGCCAGGAGGAUUUGUGUGAUUUAGAAACUGUCGCAGCUUUCACAGAUUUUGCUGGUUGGUUUACACAGAUUUAUAUUCAUAGCUGCAAGGACUGUUUGUACAGGAUAAACCAUUUUGUAAUGUAAAAAAUUAUAUAAGUCGCCCAAAGAUAUGAAGAGGGAGAGCAUAUGCCCGGCACAAGGGACAAAUUAAUUAUUAAUAAAUUAAAUGAACUACUGUUUGUGUA
Messenger RNA from Hippoglossus stenolepis (Pacific halibut), 5859 nucleotides. Its product is annotated as metal transporter CNNM1. The record is from RefSeq and is a predicted model, not a curated record. Gene Ontology annotation, cellular component: plasma membrane. The transcript has 10 exons. The coding region runs from base 86 to 2761 and encodes 891 amino acids. Gene Ontology annotation, biological process: transport; magnesium ion homeostasis. Gene Ontology annotation, molecular function: transmembrane transporter activity. Lineage: Eukaryota; Metazoa; Chordata; Actinopteri; Pleuronectiformes; Pleuronectidae.